Messenger RNA from Didymodactylos carnosus, 2049 nucleotides. Lineage: Eukaryota; Metazoa; Rotifera; Eurotatoria; Philodinida; Philodinidae. The record is from the annotation of a GenBank genome assembly.
AUGAGCCGACCAUCAUCAUUAUCUGACGACACGGUUAUAUCAUGGACUAAAUUACAAACUGACAUGCAAUCGAUUCGUCGUUCGUUGGUGAUGAAUACGAGCAAUUAUCUACCAGAAAAAUUUCAUUUUCGAUUAUGUUCUGAAUUAGCUGAAACAUCAACAGUUUCAACUGAUCUAUCAUCAUUGUGUACACAAUCUUUCAAGUCGAUUUCCAAUAAUCAAACAACAAUAAACGCAAAUAAUUUCCGUCUUUAUUAUAUUGGUACAAAUUUCUACGAUAAUGAAACGAGUUUAUUCUUUAUUGAUUUAGAUGAAAAAUUUUUACGUCAAUCGACCUCAUUGCCAGUAAUUGAUUAUUUAUCUCAAGCUAAAGCUCUCUUAUCAUCAUCAGAUUUCAUACGUAAUUUGCCAAUGAGCAGGGCGGAGCAAUUAUUAAGAGAACGAAUGAGAUCUGUUUAUACAUAUUCAAUAACCGCCUAUACAAUAGUUGAUCAGAGGAUAUUGUAUCAGGCAAGAGGACGAUUUUAUUACUAUGACGAUACGUUAAAUGCAAAUAAAAGAUUAGCAAUGCGAACAACGCAAAGUGAAAUAGAUUUUGAAUAUCAACCAAUUGAAAUUCAAUUUUUAACUAGUGGGUCACCGAUCGAUGUCACAAUGUGUCCACAUAAUUCGAAUAUGAUUGGAUUUAUUCGCAAUGAUAAUAUCUGGUGUAAAAAUUUAAUUAGUCAUCAGGAAUUACAAUGUACAUUUGCUCGAUUAGGUACAAAUGAUUUUUUACAGGAUGUUAAAAGCGCUGGAGUCCCAUCAUUUGUUAUUCAAGAAGAAUUUUCACGUUAUCGAGGUUAUUGGUGGCAACCAAAAUGUCAUACAAAUGAACAAGUCUAUCGUAUACUUUAUGAAGAAGUGAAUGAUGAAGGUGUGGAUGUAGUAUAUAUUCCAAUAAUUGAAGAAGAUUCGGAAAACAUUGAAACGUUUCGGUAUCCGAGAGCUGGCGGAAAAAAUUCGGAAAGUACACUAAAACUAUUAGAAAUAUAUCUAAAUGAAAACAAUGAGAUAAUUCAUAUUGUUCAACAACAGCUUUGUAUCGAAUUAAAGACGAUUGUGCCUUGGAUCGAGUAUCUAGCACGAGCCGGAUGGACUCCUGACGGAAAUUUUGUUUGGAUUCAAGCUGUAAAUCGAUCACAAACAAAAAAAUGUCUUAUCUUAAUUCCAUUGAAUAUGUUUGAUGAUGCAGAUAAACAAGGGAUCAAUAGUAACACUCAACAACAAUUUUGUUUCAUAUUACAUGAAGAAAUAAAUGACAUACUUGUUAAAGUUCAUGAUAUCCUUCAUUUUUUACCGUCAUCAAACACAACUCAUGUUCGUUUUGUCAUAGCGACAGAAGAAACUGGCUAUUUGCAUCUACAAUAUCUUGAUAUUGAUCUUCAAGCAUCAUCUUUUACUGAUUCAGAAUAUCUCACUUAUGCGCGUGUAGUUGAACAUGUUCGAUUAACUGAUGGUGAAUGGUGUGUGAACAAUGAUGAAAUUUGGAUUGAUGAAUAUAAUAAAUUAGUUUAUUUUACUGGUUUUAAAGAUACACCUCUCGAAACACAUCUUUAUGUAACAUCGUGGUUAUAUCCUACAAAACUGAAUCGAUUGACCGUAUCAAAUUAUUCUCAUACCGUUACAUUAAAUAAGGAAACAACUCUGUUUUUAUCUACGUAUAGUUCUCUGACAAAUUCUCCACAAAUCAAUCUGUAUAUGUUAGAAAAUAUUCAAUCAAACAUCGAUCUCAUUACAGUAAAACAAAUUGGAAGUCUUUUGCCAUCACAUGAUAUUUCUCGACAGGACAGUGACAAUAUUACUCCAGCGUUUUGGACACCUGUAACUCCACAGUAUCAAUGGAGUAAACAGGAACUAUUUGAGUUUCAAUGGGACAAUGUGAUUAUGUAUGGUAUUAUUAUGAAACCAAUAAAUUUUGAAACUGGACGACAAUAUCCGACCGUUUUACAAAUUUACGGUGGUCCUGAAGUAUCCAGUGUCCGAAAUCUAUGGUCAGGAUAUCGGUAG